Molecule: messenger RNA, 4500 nt
Organism: Gadus macrocephalus (Pacific cod)
Lineage: Eukaryota; Metazoa; Chordata; Actinopteri; Gadiformes; Gadidae
Gene: nab2
Product: NGFI-A binding protein 2 (EGR1 binding protein 2)
Exons: 8
Coding region: 665-2098 (477 amino acids)
Biological process (GO): negative regulation of DNA-templated transcription
Cellular component (GO): nucleus
Molecular function (GO): transcription factor binding; transcription coregulator activity
Source: RefSeq, a predicted model, not a curated record
UUUAUGGUGAAUCCACAUUGGAUUUAGGUUGAAUGGCGACAUUCUUAGGCCUAUAAUGGCGAUCUGUUUGCCAUAAGAAGCAAGGGUUAAAAUUGGUAUUUUAAACCCCCCACUACGGUCUCCACCUACAUCUCCAAUUUGAAAGCCGCCUCUGCCGGGAGAGGAAAACUCUUUUUCGGUCAGAUGGCGUGCUGCAGUCCGCCCCCAUCAUUCUUGCACCCACACAAACAGUACAAAAAAAAGGCAGUCAGCAACCAAUACGGUGCGCCGGAGGAGGAUUUCUGCCAAAGAAUUAAGACGAGUUGCUAUAAGCGCAGGGACUUAGCUGACGAGCACGCCACUCAAUACCAAACGUGAUAGAAAUUGGUUGAAGAUAUCGAAAAUAUAAUGUCUUUCCGGGCGUUUCCGCAACAUCUGGCUAGUCGGGAUUAGUCCUGUCUUGGUUUAAAACAAAACGAUUUUUUAAUCUGAAUUCAAAUAACAAAGGAUUUCUCACAUAUAGACGAGGGUUACACUUUGAGUAUCAGUUGGCCAUCCAGAUCUGUUUUUUCUUUUUGAUGCGAAGCUCGUAGGCUACACACUGGUAAACUAUAGUGAAAUUAAGCAGUUGUUGAACUGCAUCCCUGCUGAAUUAAUCUGCUUGAUCAGGAGAAGGUACAGUGCCAUGUCUCUGCCACGCACGCUCGGGGAGUUACAGCUCUAUCGGGUGCUUCAGCGAGCCAACUUACUGGCCUAUUACGACACCUUCAUCCAGCAAGGUGGCGAUGACGUGCAGCAGCUCUGUGAGGCGGCGGAGGAAGAAUUCUUGGAGAUCAUGGCACUAGUUGGCAUGGCCACCAAGCCACUGCAUGUGCGUAGGCUACAGAAGGCGCUCCGUGACUGGGCGGCCAACCCGGCGCUCUUCAACCAGCCCGUGUCCAACGCCGCUCCCUGCGGGAUCCCGCUGUUCAAAGUGGAGGGAGCGGGCUCCGUGGGGUCGCAGGGGGGGCCCAGGAAGUCCGUCAGCAACGGCCAGCCGGGCUCGCCCUGCGAGAGGGAGGACAGGGCGUGUCUCACGCCGAUGCACAGCGGGAGCCCCCGGAGCCCUUGCUCUCAGGCGUCCCCCCAGCCCCCCGACGCGCACUACAGGGACAAACUGUCGCCCAUGGACCACCACUGGCUCAACCCCGAGCAGGACGGGAACUGCACGGCGGAGGACGGCUCCCCCAGCCCACCGCUGCACCCGUCCGGCCCGGCGGGUCCCUCCACACCCCCGGGGUCUUCCACGUCGUUCCCCCCCGGGACGCUCUCGGCCUGGCCCGGGGGGCAGCUGGACGGAGAGACGGCCAGGGCGGUGGGGGAGAGUGUGGAGAGGCUCCUGAGGACGCUGCCCCGAUCAGAGCCCGGCGAGGUGAAGACUCUGCUGAGGAUGAACAAGAAGAUGGCAAAAACCGUGGGUCACAUAUUCAAGAUGGGCCCGCAAGACAGGAACAAGGAAGAGGAGAUCAGGAAGUACAGCCUGAUUUAUGGGAGGUUUGACUCAAAGCGGAGGGAAGGCAAGCAACUCACGCAUCAUGAGUUGAUCAUCAAUGAAGCUGCUGCCCAGUUCUGUAUGAGAGACAAUGCCCUUUUGCUGAGACGUGUCGAACUCUUUUCUUUGGCUCGGCAGGUGGCAAGGAAGUGUGCCUACACAUCAACAUUAAAACACGCUCGGACAAUUACAGAUGACAAUAAUUUCCUAUCGCAAAAGAGGGUGAAACAUGAGGUCAUUGUGCCGGAAAGCGUGUCUUCGCUGGUUGGGGUGGAGGGGUCAGAGGUAACGACCCAAAGGGCGGAGGACGACAGUGUGUCUAAUGAAAGCCUGGACACUGUAUCCCAAGACACUUCUAACCCGGUCAACUGGAGUCGCCAUCUCAUACAGCAAACACUUAUGGAUGAAGGGCUGCGAUUGGCUAGGAUGGUGUCACAUGGCCGAGAUGGCAGGAUCAGCCUAGGGUCAGAAGGCACUCAUUCAACAGAGAUAUGCAAGAGGUUUAGAAGGGCUGAGCACUGCUGGGCUGAGGCAGCAGGAAACAGAGAGAAAGAAAAGAAAAGCAGCAAGAAGCAAACAAAGGCAUGAGGAGGAGGAGGUGGGGAUAGGAAGCACUCUGUGGGCGUUCAGAUCUCCCUGCCCCCCCCCCCCCCCCCCACAGCAGCAGCGUCUGACGUCAGACUUUUAGAUUACGAGAGUAAAGAGGAACAGGGGAGUGCAACAGCGUGUAGGAGCCGGAGCCCUAUCAUCACAAAGGAGGAUUUGGACCACAGAGGGAAAUGAAAAAUCCUAAGGGGUACACUACAUCGUAUGUACAGACCUCCAUCUCAACUUCAACACAUCAUGUACUAUAUGGACUGUAACUGAGCAGGUUUAAGUUCUCACAUCAAUUACUAGAAAAUCGACAAAAGUGGCUUUUAGGGGGAAGAAAUCCAUAUUAUUAAACUUAUCCUUGUCUUGAUUGAUGGUUCCUCAGCCUUAGGAUGGCAAGUCUGGGUAUGUAAUAGAAAGCCAUAGGUGCCCAAACCCACACUUAAUAGACAUGGUGGUAUUUAUUUAGAGUUGAUACGAGUCUGGAAUGAACUGGAUGGGGUCACUGAUCAAGUAGGCAGGGUUAUUUGAAUGACGUUAGGGAAAAAUGUAAUCUUUAAAAUAUCGUUCAGCAUUUUUAACAUAUCAACCUACAAUAUUUGAAAAAUUGUCCUCUGCUGCCCUCUAACCAAAUAAAAUCAUACACAAAUGUAUGAUUUAAAUUGUAAUAGAAAGUGUUGAUGUAAGGCAAAGUAGAUAGUAGAGCGCUAGGGGGUAGCUUCUGAAAUAUCUGCUAAAACAAUAGAGGUUAAUCAACAUUGAAUAUAUACCGUAGCUGUCGUCUUCUAUCUUGUCGAUUUCACAUCAACUCAUGAACCCGGAGAUGAUUUAUAAUUUAUAAAGAAAUUACAUUCAGAUUAAAAAUCCUUCAGUUAUUUGAGUACUGAGACCAUAUGUGUGUGUAGCUAGGGUGUAGAAGUAAUGUGUUUGUCACUCUUCCAACCUUCACGCCCCUCAAAUAUUAACAGUAUAAUUUAAGUCAGUCACUGACAUCUUUGAAAUAAUCAUUACUUGGCAAAGUUUUUGUGUGUCCGGGUUGUUAAAGUAGGUCAAACGACAAUACAACUGUACAACGAUCCAGAUAAUGAUGGGGCCAUAUUUAUUUACUGAAGAUGAAAAAAUGAAACAAGCUUUCCUUUUAACUGAAUAUCAUUGAUGUGUUCAUUACUGUGGUAUUAUAAUCGCACACACAUCUAUCCAUGGUGCAAUCUUGUUUAAAAGAGAAACAUUUUCUUAAAUUUUAGGUGGGAACAUUUUCAGAUGGCUGAGGUUUGCCUAUGUCAUCAAGUCACCCCCACUAACCCAAAAGACCACCCACUCACACCCCUACUCUCCCACAGGGGCUGCUACGUUUCUUAUUGCCACCUACCAGUUUGAAUCUUAUAAAACGAGAGGGAGUAGAGAAGAGUGCACUGCAGUGUUUACCAGCCGGGAUCUGGGGGUUUGAAUGAGUGGCCUUUUCAGUGGUGACUCCAUGACAAAAGCGUUAACAUCCUCAAGAUUCCCUCUUGGAUCGAAAACCCAUCCAAACAACAUCAAAUGAUGAUGAACAAUCCCACACACACUCAACCUGGGGUAAAAAGAUGAUCAAACGGUGCUUCAUUUUCCGACACAGCUGACCCUUCACUACAUUAGAUAUGAAUAUGCUAAUGUUUUGUUAUAUUGUUAUAUUCAUAGAAAUAGUGGGAAGGCCCAUGUUUGGAAAUGCAUUGUCCAUUAUAUCUACAUGGUAUCUACACAAUAAGACAGGCAGCCAAGUGAUGUAAAGAAUUCAAUUAAACUGCAGGUUCUCUUUCACUAUUGUCACCACCCUCACGUUGAAAAACAGAUUAUUUAUUUUAUUAAAUCUCAAUAAACGUUAUUUUAUUGUUUAAUUAAGAAUUGUUCUUGUGAUUUUUCAAGUCAUCAUUUCAUACAUUUUUAGCAUUUGAGGAAUUAUGUAAUUACCUUUUCUAUAACUGAUGGUGUGUUAUUAAUUUAUAGCUUGCGUCAUACAGCCAGUAACACCAUCUUGUUUUGCUGUUUUUUCCUUUCCAUUUCCGUGCGGAACAGUUAGUUCUGUACAGACGAGGCUUGCAUGACUCACCUUUAGUAGUGAUGUCAGCACUCAGAUCCACUCAGCGCUAUGUCACACAUAGCCCUCCUCUGUUGGGUAGGCAACAAAGAUGGUUCUGCAUGGCAGUCAUUAAAACAGAAUGCUACAAUAACGUUUUGGGGAUCUGCUUUUGGAUUGAGGUUUCAUGGUCAUUUUUUCAGGGGUUGUUCAAUUUCUUUAAAUACAAAACCACAGGAAACAGAAGUAGAAAAAAAAAACACAGAAUCGAAAACGUGCACAUGUAAAAACAGUUAACAAUGGUUUGAGAGGUUUAAGGAUAGUUUUGGUUGGAACCCAAUCAAAG